Messenger RNA from Linum trigynum, 2813 nucleotides. The record is from the annotation of a GenBank genome assembly. Lineage: Eukaryota; Viridiplantae; Streptophyta; Magnoliopsida; Malpighiales; Linaceae.
AUCCUAAGUCAUUUGACUAAGAUUACAUGUAAUUUAGGCAAGAACGGGUCGAGAAUGGGGCGGGUCAGGGCAGGUCGGGUCGAUGAGAGGUACCCAUUCCCGCCCCGCCCCGCCUACGAGGCGGGUCGAACCCACUCCAAAACAGGUCAAACAGGUCAGAUAAAUCGGGUCAGGUCGAAAUUGCCAGCAAGGCCGGCAGCGAGUGUCCAGUAACCCCAAUAAAAUGGGCUUUUCCGACGUGGGCCUAGGCCCAAAUCUUUAGUAUCAUCACCGUAAACAGUUCAUUCUUAUCUCUCUCCCUCUCUCGGUGACACGCUCCUUUUAGAAAAGAGAACCCGAAUCUUCCUCCGCUCAAUUUCCAAAAUACCAAUUUUGCGCGCGUCACUCAUAGCCACCUCUCCAACCUCUGAUCGAUGAUCAUCCUCUCUUUUACCACUCCUGUUUUUUUUCCCCUUCCAAAUUUAAAGAACAGAACCCUCCUCUUUCGCCUGCUCCCUCUCUCACUCUCUCCAUCCCCGUUUCUACCACCGAAAUCAAAACGACUCACUGUCCGAACCGCCUUAGGUGGUGUGGGGCUUUCUCCGGUAAUGUUCGCCGGCGGCGUCGCGGUUGAUUGAGCUUUUUCUCUUUCUCUUUCCCCGUCGGUUUCGUUGUCUUCUCGACCCAGGCGGAAUUCGAUUCGGUAAUUUAAAUUCUUCACCUCGUUCUUGUUUCACCACUUUCAGCUGUUCUUGGGGUUCGCAUGCAGAAUUGUGAUUAUUGAAAUGCUGAUUUUCCCCUUCUUUUUUUCUCAUUGUCUCGUUGAAUGCCCGGGUGAAAGGUGUCUUGAUGUUUUCCCUCUUGUAUUUCAGAUCAAACAUUGGUCGUGACACAAUCAAUCUCGCUUGCAAUUUGAGAGGGAUACCGGGGUUGGUUAAUUGGAUAUGGGUGUCAACAAUAAAGAUGCGCGAACGCCGGAAGAGCGGGUACCGGCGGAGGCAAAGGAGAUGCUGAAAUCAUUGGCAUCCAAGUGGGAAGAUGUGACUGAUGCAAAUGCAUUGCAGGUGAUCCCUCUCAAAGGUGCAAUGACCAAUGAGGUCUUCCAAAUUAAAUGGCCAACAAAGACCGGUGAGCUCUCGCGCAAGGUUGUGGUCAGGAUUUAUGGUGUGGGUGUGGAGGUGUUCUUUGACGGGGAUAAUGAGAUCCAGACGUUUGAGUUCAUGUCCAAACAAGGGCAUGGACCUCGACUGCUUGGACGAUUUUCCAAAGGACGAAUUGAAGAGUUCAUCCGUGCUCGGACGCUAUCUGCUCCUGAUCUGCGUGAUCCAGAGAUUUCAGUACUUAUAGCAGCCAAAAUGAAGGAGUUUCAUGGCCUUGAUAUGCCUGGUCAAAAGGUUGUCCAUCUCUGGGAUAGACUAAGAAAUUGGCUCAAAGUGGCGAAGGAUAUGUGUUCUCCAGAUGAAGCUAAAGCCUUUCGCUUGGAUGAAGUUGGUGAGGAAAUCACAUUACUUGAGAAGAAUCUCUCCAUUGAUAAGCCUAUUGGAUUUUGUCAUAAUGAUCUCCAGUAUGGUAACAUAAUGAUUGAUGAAGAAACCAAAGCAAUCACCAUAAUUGAUUAUGAGUAUGCAAGUUACAAUCCUGUUGCCUUCGAUCUAGCAAAUCAUUUUUGCGAGAUGACUGCUGACUACCAUACAGAUACACCCCAUGUUGUGGACUACACUAAAUACCCUGGUCUGGAGGAGCGCCGAAGGUUUGUGCAUGCAUAUCUGAUUGCUUCAGCGGAGAAACCUGGUGACAAAGAGGUGGAACAGUUUCUUAGAGAUGUUGAAAAAUUUACACUUGGAAGCCAUCUGUUUUGGGGUUUGUGGGGCAUAAUAUCGGAGCACGUCAACAAGAUUGAUUUUGAUUACUUGGAAUAUGCAAGGCAGCGAUUUGAACAGUACUGGCAAAGAAAGCCGGCACUGUUGGGGUCACCAGAAGGAGCCAGUACGGCAAAUGCGGCUGUGGAUCCACCCGCUGCUACUACCACAACCAUUGCAGCUGCCAGCGUGACUCCUGCUUCGGCUGCCGCUACGUCUGCCGAUGCAGAUCCAACUGCAGCCACGACUACCACUGCCAGUGCAGCUCCUACUGCAGCUGCCACGACCACUACCACUGCUCCCGUUGACAGUGCAACUGAUGGUGGGAGGAAGGAUGAGCAAGGCAAGGAGUCUCCUGCAAGAGCAGCAGCACAAGAAGAGGACGAAGAACCGGAAUCACCAGCAGCAGGGGAGGAAGAAGAAAAGGAGGGCGGUUCGGACCCGAACGCGCGGCAGAAACACCAGCCGGGUGUGUUCAGGAGGUUCAAGAAGUAUUUGGGCUUCACCAAUGUGUUCAAGAGGCACGGCCACUCUCACUCCCAUUCCCACUCCCACUCCCACUCCCACUCUAAAUCAAUCGAUCACGUUCCUCAACAGCAAGAUGCCUCCACCCCUGCUGCUGCUGCUGCUGAUAAUGCUGCUGUUUCUGGAAAACCUCGUGAUUGAUUAUAUUACUCACACCAUACCAACUUUUUUGUUUCCAGGAGAACAACGGAGGAGAGUGCUAGCUAGUAGUUCUGUACUUCUGUUUUCGCCCCAUUUGUAGCACUCGUGCAACCUACUAUUUUCGUAUUGUUUUGACAUGCGUGAUGUGUAUAUAUAAUAAUCCUUACCUUAAUUGUUAUAAGUAUGAGUUUACCAUUGAACAAAUUUGCGGUGUCAAAUCAUACUGCUAGCUAUCUUCAGCAAGUUUGUAGACUACGUGAUUAUAUUUAUAGGACGUUCAACUCAUUUAAAUGAAGUCUCAAAUUCAUA